AUGGCCUCCUUACCCCGGCCAUCCCUCCACCUCUCUCCCUCAGUCAACACCACCACGGUGGUCACGACGACUACGACGACAACAACUUAUGCCCCAAUACCGCUACCCCCACUUCCCGCUCCUUCCUCUCCUAAAGAUCCCAAGACUUAUCCUCUCAUCAACGCGCGUUUUCCUCGCUCUCUUAGACAGUUUCCUCUCGAUUUCCCGGGCGGGUCGCACGCGACAUUCCACGAUGGCGAGGGGUCUGAGGAGGAGAUGCCAGAUGACGAGGUUGUUGGUGGGAAUGGCUGGCGCAUGAUUAGACAUGACGAGAGCGACGCGCGGAAGCAAGUCGACCUCGUGGAGGCGAUCGAGCGGUAUGGGCGAAAGAGGUCCUACAGCAACGAGAACAUGAUGGAGGGCAUCGAAGUCAUUCCUGGUCUCGUCUCGAACACUCCCCCUCGCAAGAAGGCGAAGGCCGCUGUUCCCAUGCUGAAUAUGAGUAUGAGCAUGAAUUCCGCUGCGCCACCGUCUCCUCUCCCGUCUCCCCAUGGCUCUCCCCCGCCGGAGAGCAUCUGGCCAUCGGCACCCCCGAGCGGUCAUUCCUCGCCACAGCCUCAAGCGCCCGUCCAGCCAGAUGCGUCACUCGCGACGCUACUUACCCUACCAUCGCUCCUGGCGCAUUAUUCUAGUCUCCCUCCGCAAUUGCAGUCUCAUGUUCUCCUAACAUUCCUGCGACACUCUCCCUUAUCUGUACUGCGCACACUGCACAACGUAUUGACGCCAACGCUGGCGCGUGACUUCCUCACUCUCCUUCCUCCCGAACUUGUGUCUCAAGUGCUCAGCUACCUGACCUUCUCUGACCUCGCGCGUGCGUCUCGCGUGUCCAAGUUUUGGCGCGCCAUUAUCGAUUCGGAUCCCGUACUUUGGCGCGACCUGCUAAAAGGUACCAAGACUUGGUUCGGCAAAGGCUCCGAGACCGCCUUCGCGGACGCGUUGUUCGCGCGUCGUCGCCGCGAAGGGCUGCCUCUACCGGGCGCGCUCCCACUUCCGCACCCAUAUAAGAUUCUGUUCAAAUCGCGGCACCUCACGCGCACGCGGUGGGUACAGAACGAGAAUCCGAAGCGAAUUACGUUCACUGCACACGGCCGGUCGGUCGUGACGUGUCUGAUCUUCUCGCACGGCCGCAUCAUAUCUGCGUCGGACGACCACUCCAUCCACGUCUAUUCACCCCACACGGGAGAGCUGAUUCGCUCGCUAGACGGGCACGAGGGUGGCGUCUGGGCACUUGCGGCAACGAAGAACACGCUCGUGAGUGGAUCCACAGACCGAACUGUGCGGAUAUGGGAUCUCGAGACAGGUCGUUGUACCCAUGUCUUCGGGGGGCAUACCAGCACCGUACGAUGUCUGGCGAUUGUCAAGCCUGAGUGGAUUGACGUCCAGAACGAUGGUGGGAUCAUCACCCGAGAGAAGUGGCCCAAGCGCCCGCUGAUCGUCACGGGCAGCAGAGACCAUACUCUUAGAGUGUGGACUCUGCCGAAACCGGGCGAUAUCGAGUACCGAUGCUAUGGAGCGGACGAUACGGAGGUUGACCCGUCCGAGGAGGAUGUGGAAGAUAACCCCUAUCACAAACUUCACCUGGAGGGUCAUGAUCAUGCAGUCCGAGCCCUUGCAGCGCGUGGUCGUACAUUGGUAUCAGGUAGCUACGACUGCACUGUCCGAAUCUGGGACAUCAUUUCUGGCACUUGCAAGUGGGUUCUGGUCGGGCACACUCAGAAAGUGUACAGCGUUGUGCUCGAUAUCAACCGAAAUCUUGCAUGCUCCGGCUCCAUGGAUGGCACGGUUCGCGUAUGGAACCUCCACACAGGCGAAUGCCAGCACACACUCACUGGGCACACUUCCCUUGUUGGUCUGCUUGGGCUUUCUCCUUCUUACCUCGUGUCCGCCGCGGCGGACUCAACUUUGCGCGUAUGGGACCCCGAUACGGGCGAGCGCCACCACACACUCGCUGCGCAUAACGGCGCGAUCACGUGCUUCCAGCACGACGAGUUCAAGGUGCUGAGCGGGUCCGACGGGACGCUCAAGAUGUGGGAUAUCCGCGACGGCACUCAGGUACGCGACUUGCUCACUGGCAUCGUCGGUGUGUGGCAGGUCGUGUUCGAGGGUCGCUGGUGCGUCGCCGCGAGCAACCGCCUUGACGCGACGGUCCUCGACGUAUGGGACUUCGCGAACGAGGCAGGCGACGAGGAGUGGUUGGGCGAGCCCCCGGGCGGCAUCUACGACGAAGCGAGCGAUGAUGACGACGAUGACGAGGAUGAUCAGGCGGAGGUCGACGCGAUGGAACAGGAUCUGGACGGGAUGCAGCCAUCGGACCUGGACGACGCGGAGAUCGAGGAGCAGGAGCUCGAGGACGACGCCGUGGAAGACGACAAUAAGCUGCCGCGCAUGGAGGACGUGUUCAGGCGGUUCGCCGGCCCUGCGGAAGAUGCGCAGAUGUUCCUGCAGGGUGGACGUCGCGAUCGGCCCAGGACGAGGGACAUGCCUGGUCCGUCGUCGACGUUACUGCGGCCUCCGCUUAAUAACGAGGAGACGCCGACGCGUCCACGGAUCCGGAACAUGGGUCAUCGCAGACGAUGA
Sparassis crispa is the source of this 2616-nucleotide messenger RNA. Its product is annotated as Cell division control protein. The transcript has 3 exons. Bases 1 to 2616 code for a protein of 871 amino acids. Gene Ontology annotation, molecular function: protein binding. The record is from RefSeq and is a predicted model, not a curated record. Lineage: Eukaryota; Fungi; Basidiomycota; Agaricomycetes; Polyporales; Sparassidaceae.